Molecule: messenger RNA, 1711 nt
Organism: Ilex paraguariensis (yerba mate)
Lineage: Eukaryota; Viridiplantae; Streptophyta; Magnoliopsida; Aquifoliales; Aquifoliaceae
Source: the annotation of a GenBank genome assembly
CUAGAAAGAGUUGCCUGAGAAGAGAGAUAUUGGAAGGAAAAAAUGGGUGAGGUUGAUGAAGUAAGCUCCGCCCCCAUCACACCUCGACCGCCGUCCAUAGCUCCGACACCGCCUAUUAUAUCAGCUCCUCCCUCACAAUACCACUCCCCGUCUCUCUCCAGAUCGCCGCUCCUCUACACCGGUGACCACCCAGAAAAAGCUGCACAAAAAACCCCUAACAAGUCUCGAACACCACGGUUCAUCACUCCUUUGGGAAGUCCUUUAAGGAAGGCUCUCCACCUCACCAAGCUCGACCCACAAGACGCUUGGCUCCCAAUCACCGAGUCAAGAAAUGGAAACGCCUACUAUGCAGCCUUUCAUACUCUUUGUUCUGGAAUUGGAAUUCAAGCCCUUAUUCUCCCUGUUGCCUUCACCAUUCUGGGCUGGGCAUGGGGAAUCAUAUGCUUAACAUUAGCAUUUAUAUGGCAACUUUACACCUUAUACUUGCUGGUGCAACUCCAUGAAUCAACCGAAACCGGAAUUCGCUACAGCAGAUACAUGCAACUAGCAACUGCAACUUUCGGUGAGAAGAUGGCAAAGUUUGUGGCCCUAUUCCCUAUUGCAUAUCUAUCAGGGGGCACAUGUGUGGCUCUGAUCAUCAUCGGAGGGUCAACAAUGAAGAUGUUCUUCCAGACUGUGUGUGACGCUUGUAAACCCGAUCAACUAACCACUGUAGAGUGGUACUUGGUGUUUACCUGUGCUGCAGUGCUUCUGUCUCAGCUACCCAACUUGAACUCCAUUGCCGGAGUGUCGCUGAUCGGCGCCAUCACAGCUAUCGGCUAUUGCACAAUAAUAUGGGUUGUUUCAGUAUCUCAUGGAAGACUGCCCAACGUAUCAUACAAUCCAGUGAGAGCCACAACCGACAUCGGCCGGAUUUUCGACCCCUUGAAUGCACUUGGGAUCAUUGCUUUUGCUUUCAGAGGCCACAAUCUUAUCCUCGAAAUUCAGGCGACAAUGCCUUCAAGUGAGAAACAUCCAUCACGCGUGACAAUGUGGAAGGGAGUUAGAUUUGCUUAUCUACUUAUAGCAAUGUGCUUAUUUCCCCUUGCAAUUGGUGGUUAUUGGGCUUAUGGCCAUUUGAUACCAGCAAACGGUGGCAUGCUAACAGCCUUGUACGCAUUUCAUGGAAAAGACACAGCAAGGUCCAUUCUGGGGCUGACAAGCUUAUUUGUCAUACUAAAUGCAGUGAGCUCCUUCCAAAUCUAUGGCAUGCCAAUGUUUGACGAUAUGGAGUCAAACUACACAAGAAGGUUUAAGAAACCAUGCCCAUGGUGGCUUCGGGUAAUUAUUCGGGCUAUGUUCGGAUACGGGUGUUUCUUCGUUGCCGUGGCAAUUCCCUUCCUGUCUAGUGUGGCUGGUUUAAUUGGAGGAAUUGCAUUACCUGUGACUUUGGCUUAUCCAUGUUUUAUGUGGCUUAAGAUUAAGAAACCAAAGACAUAUAGUCCAAUAUGGUGUCUCAACUGGGGACUAGGUGUUUUGGGAAUGAGUCUCAGUAGCAUUUUGGUUGCAGCUGGAGUUUAUGUUGUGAUUGACACUGGUAUUCACGUUAGUUUCUUUAAGCCUAGCUAAGUAAAUAUUAUAUACUAUAGAAAUUGCAAACGGAUUGAGCUUUGUCAGUUACAAAGUAAUCCUUAGUAGUAUAUUUGUGAUAUUGAUUCUUGUUAGAAACAAA